Messenger RNA from Tinamus guttatus (white-throated tinamou), 2115 nucleotides. NCBI's taxonomy places the organism in Eukaryota, Metazoa, Chordata, Aves, Tinamiformes, Tinamidae. The record is from RefSeq and is a predicted model, not a curated record.
AUUUGCUUCUAUUUAGCUACAGACCCCUUCACAACUCUGUUUGGAAAUGAAUCCUUUGGAAGCAGCUUUGCUGACUUCAGCAUGUUGUCCAAGGCCAACAGUGAAGAUCCCUUUAGUUCUUCUACAUCAGGUUCUGUCAACAAUAUGAACGUAACAAAAAACUUAUUUGAGGAAUCGCCAGACAAAAAUGAGGAUGUUCCUCCUGCAUUGCCACCUAAAACAGGCACUCCCACAAGGCCGUGUCCACCGCCGCCUGGGAAAAGACCUAUCAAUCAAAUAGACUCUUCAGAUUCCUUUAAAUCGACCGAUCCAUUUCAGCCUUUCCCCACCCCAGACAUUCCCAAAGAACAAGAAGCAGAUCUAUUCUGUGAUCCAUUUGCUCCCACCAGCAUCAGUAAAGAGGCUGACCCCACCAAUUUUGCAAACUUCAGUACUUAUUCUACUGAGGAAGACAUGAUUGAAUGGGCUAAGAGGGAAAGUGAGAGAGAAGAGAAAGAAAGACUUGCAAGAUUAAAGCAGCAAGAGCAAGAAGACUUGGAACUGGCUAUUGCACUCAGUAAAUCUGAAAUAUCAGAAGCAUGAAGUUUAGAAUAAGAUUGCGUCUUAUGUCAACUGUUUUGUCCCUUUAUUUAUCUAUUUAAAUGUUAAUCAGAAGUUACAUAUAUACAGGAUGCAAGAAAAUAUGAAAGGUUUUAAGCUUCUGCAAGAGGUUGAACACUUUUUUCCAUGCUGACUUGUAUUUUUUUAAAAUUUCAUUAACUUUAUCAAACAACUAGUAUCAUACUGCUCUAGUAUGUAUACUUUUGAGCUUCUUGCCUGUGCUAUUUUUAUGCUGCAAACAAAGUACACCAAAGUAUCUGUUUCACAGAGUGUCUGCAGAUCAUCUUUAGGAUCACUGAUUGUCAUUCUAAUCAUGCAUGAAAAGAUUUUUGUGAGCAUUUGUAACCGCAAAUCCUGAAAUUCAAAGAUGAGAAAACAUUGUCCCAAUCAAGUUCCUUCAGAAAGAAUGCUAGUGAAAGUAGCACAGUAUGGAAGAUGAAAACUCCAUAGCCAUGCUUUUGUAUUUGGAUUGCUCUUUUAUGGCUUUGUUUCCUUUAGGUCCAUUUGGCAGAUUUUUAGUUAGAAGAAACCAUGUUAACUGAGAACACCUCUGUUUGGUUUUUGAACUGUCUAAUAAGAAUGCUAGAUAGCUUUUUCUUAUCGAAUAUGUUCUAAAAUGUGUGAAUGUUUCUGCUAAAUUCAAUUCUCUGCUUAUUGUUUGAAUAACUGCUUAUUUUAGUAUUUAAAUUCUUACGUUUUCAGAAAAAUCAAGUACACUUCCCACCUGUAAGUCAGUUUGAAAUGCAGGUAGUGAGAUAGUUGUUUGACUAUAAUUGGUCAGGAGCUGUUAAUUGAGCAACAAGUGACAAAUAGCAAUUUUUCUGCCAUGGCUGACACUCCCAUUAAGCAGUUAGUUAUUUAAAACCUCUUUUACUUCUAAGGAGAUUUUAGUAAUGCUAGAGUUGCAGAGUGCUUUAUUUUAUAUGUAUGCAUAUAUUUUUUUCUCAUUAAUGAAGGUUCUACUGUUGGACUUGAAAUAAUAAUCUUUGUGGUGUCUAAAGACUGUAUCUUACUGAAACCUUCUUCUUGCUUUUCUUGCAUGGUUUUAGGUUUUAAGACAGUCAGAUACUCUGUUUUAUAAAGCAACUAGAUUGAAGAUUCAUGUGCAUUUGCUGUUGGCAAGAUGACUGUCAAAUUACAAGGCCCCACUGCUAUUUGAGCCACUUUUGCCUGUGAAAUAUGCAGCUGAACUGGCAAAUUAGUAAGUUGAAUCUGAAAUAUGAUUAAGAAUAGAAAGAAUACAUGUAGUCUAUUUUUUUUUUACAACAGUUUUUUUCUGUUUAUGUAAUUUAUUGAAUGCCAAUUGAUAGUUGCACCUUAAAAACUGAAUGAUGAUUUCUUUAUGGUCACUGAGUCAAAAUAAGAUUGAUUGAAUGUUAAUGAAAAUAACUUAAUGAAAGUAACUUAUUAUUCAUUUUACGAGAACUCCAGUCUGGAGAAUCAGUUUCAUGAGAGCAGCUCUGAAAAGGAUCAUCUUUUGCCCUAUUUAAGAACAUUGUAUGGCAGCAGCAUAAA